Messenger RNA from Arabis nemorensis, 804 nucleotides. The record is from the annotation of a GenBank genome assembly. Lineage: Eukaryota; Viridiplantae; Streptophyta; Magnoliopsida; Brassicales; Brassicaceae.
AUGGAAGCUCCCGAUGAUUCCUCUCACUAUUUCACCGAGUUUACAUUAUCCGAGAUUGUAGACAUGGAGAAUCUGUAUAAAGAGCUCGGUGAUCAAUCUCUCCACAAAGACUUUUGUCAAACUGUUGCUUCCACUUUUAGUUGCUCUGCGAAUCGGAAUGGAAAAUCUUCGAUAACCUGGAAUCAGGUGCAAAGUUGGUUUCAGGGGAAGCUGAAGCAGCCAAAUAAAUCCAAAUUCAAGACUGUGUCAUCUCCUCCUAUGCAGAUUCUCGACUUAUCAAAUCACAGUUUUGCUGGAAAUGGGCCAUCUCCCCCUUUGCAGAUUCUUGACUUAUCAAAUCUCAGUUAUGCCGGAAAUGCGGGCUGUGGUCAAAGACGGAAAGGUAAGCCCUCUGAUGUAUCUGAUCUGGCUUUUGAGGCUAAAUCAGCGAGGGAUUAUGCGUGGUAUGACGUAUCUUCGUUCACAACUUAUAGAGUUAUUCGUACUGGUGAACUGGAAGUGCGUGUACGAUUUUCUGGGUUCGACAACCAACAUGAUGAGUGGGUGAACGUCAAAACAUCAGUGCGUGAGCGGUCUAUUCCUGUAGAACCAUCAGAGUGUGGGAAAGUCAACGUUGGAGACCUGCUUCUAUGUUUCCAGGAAAGGGAGGAUCAAGCACUGUACUGUGAUGCUCAUGUUGUGAAUAUCAAGAGAGGGAAUCAUGAUCACAGGAGAUGUAACUGCGUGUUUCUUGUUCACUUCGACCAUGACGAUACACAGGAACCGCUGGGACUAGAACAAAUUUGCCGUCGCCCUGAUGAGUGA